GGACUUCGAAACGAUCACUCGGGACAAACAAAAAAAAAAGGAAAAGUAACUGUAGAAAGUCCCGGUGGCGGUACGCGGUCGGAAGGAGGAGGAGGCUGCGUAACCCUAUUUCGCUAUUACUCGGAUCGUCGAGAUUGUGUGACCGCAGACCGCACCUGAUCAACCGGGACGGACCGCGCGUGCAAGAGAAGUUGGAUUUAUUCGCCCACAGUCCGCGGGGAGAUCCGGGCGACAUGCAGCGCGCGACUCGGGAGAUCAACGCCGGAGUUCUCGGCACCUCGCGCGGCGCCCCUUGACUUGGCAGUUGCCGCAUCUUCAACUUGUGUUGCGGGUUGGAGUUUUAAACAGUUUCUGCCGCUUCUCUGUUGACCGGCAGUCUCUCGCUCUCCGUGUGUCCUUUUAACGUCGCGCUGUUGCGCGUUAACCCCCCCGACAUGUCACCGAGAAGCAAAGUGUGUUCGGUGCUGAGUGAACGCGCCGCUACGACUUGUGUCUGAGUCCCGGGCGACAUAAAAGUUCACCCGCGGGUCGCCUUUGAUUUCGAGUUGGACACCCGGAGGAGAAAGUUGGACUGGUGAGCUUGUCCCGAAUCACUGUGACUGGGAUGGGACACGUUUCGACCGCACCGCAGUCGCCAUCGACCGCCUCCCUCCUCGUACAAUAAGACGGUCCGUGCGCUUCCAGGGGGAGGGGGGGUGUGUCUCCAUCUCCCCGAAGCCGCGUUAGCGUCCCGGUUUUCGGGUACGGGGAGAAGAGGGAGAGAGCCCAACGGCCGCGCUAUUAAAACUGGAUACAAAAUGGCGGCGUCCCUGGGACGAAUUGGAUCCGUUUCUCCCGGUGUUUUUUAUUUACUUUUGUCGCUCGAACUGUUAGCGGGUCCUGGAUUAGGUUCGCCUUUGCCGUGCGCCCAGAAUUGUACCUGCGACGGGGAUUCAGUGGACUGUAGCGACCGGGAGCUGACGGCUGCGCCUCUGGACCUUCCGGUCCGGACUGUCUCCUUAAACCUCGGCCGCAACAAGCUGACUUCCAUCGACGUUGAAGCUUUUGACGGCCUUCCCAACUUGAGAGAGCUGCGCCUGGACCACAAUGAGCUGACCUCCAUCCCAGAUUUAGGACGGGCCGCCUCAAGGAUCGUGUCCCUCUACCUGCAUCACAAUAUGAUCGGCAGCAUAGACGGCAGGCGGACCAGAGAGCUGUCUUCUGUGGAAACCCUGGACCUGAGCAACAAUGACCUCACUGAGCUCCGAGGGCACUGCUUUCCCGCGGGCCUCCAAAUCAGAGACCUGUACCUGAGCAACAACAAGAUCAGCGUGUUGGAGCUCGGCGCUCUGGACCAUCUGGGCUCGACUCUCCAGGUCCUGAGGCUGAGCCGAAACCGCAUCGGCCAGAUCCCCGUGAAAGCCUUCCAGCUCCCGAGGCUCACCCAGCUCGAGCUGAACAGGAACCGUAUUCGUCAGGUGGAGGGUCUGACCUUUCAGGGUCUGUCCAGCCUGGAGGUGCUCAAGCUGCAGAGAAACAGCAUCACCAAACUGACCGACGGGGCCUUCUGGGACCUGGCCAAGAUGAAAGUCCUUCACCUGGACUACAACAGCCUGUCGGAGGUGAACAGCGGCUCCCUGUACGGCCUGUCCUCGCUUCAGCAGCUGUUCCUCAGCAACAAUCGUAUCGCCCGCAUCAACCCCGACGGGUGGAAGUUCUGCCAGAAGCUGAGGGAACUGAAUCUGUCGCACAACAACUUGACUCGUCUGGACGAAGGCAGUCUGGCUGUGCUCGGGGAUCUCCACUCUCUCCGUCUGGGGCACAACUCCAUCAGCCACAUCACAGAGGGAGCCUUCAGAGGCCUCAAGGCCGUACGCAUUCUGGAGCUGGACCAUAAUGACUUUUGGGGCCCAAUAGGGGCCACCCCCGGGCCCUUUUUUGGAUGGGACACCCCAAACAACCUGGGGGGGACUCUGUUUGGAAACAAGAUCAAGUCGGUGGCCAAGAAGGCCUUCUCUGGCCUGGAAGCCCUGGAACACCUGAACCUGGGACACAAUGCCGUUCGUUCCAUCCAGCCCGACGCCUUCAGCAAAAUGAGGAACCUCAAAAGCCUUCUCAUUCAGAGCGACAGCUUCCUGUGCGACUGCCAGCUGCACUGGCUGCCCGGCUGGCUGGUGGCACGCGGCCUGCAGGUCGCUGUCAAUGCCACCUGUGCCCACCCGGAGAGCCUGAAGGGCACCAGCGUCUUCCAGGCUCCGUCCAGCAGCUUUGUGUGUGAUGACGUCCCGAAGCCCCAAAUCACCGUGCAGCCGGAAACGUCCGUCACGGUCCUCGGCAGCGACGUGCGUCUCACCUGCACGGCCGCGAGCAGCAGCAGCUCCCCAAUGACCUUUGCGUGGCGUAAGGACCAGGAGCUGCUUCGCCACGCAGAGAUGGAGAACUAUCACCACCACGCGCCCGGUGCGGCCGGAGGCGUGAUGGAGUACACCACCAUCCUGCACCUGCGGCACGUCACCUUCGCCCACGAGGGCCGAUACCAGUGCAUCAUCACCAACCACUUUGGCUCCACCUACUCCACCAAGGCCCGCCUCAUCGUCAAUGUUCUGCCGUCCUUCGUGAAGACUCCGCGGGACGGCACCAUCAGGAUGGGCCACACGGCGAGGCUGGAGUGCGCCGCCGAGGGCCACCCGACGCCGCAGAUCGCCUGGCAGAAGGACGGCGGCACGGACUUCCCUGCCGCGCGGGAGCGCCGCAUGCACGUCAUGCCCGACGACGACGUGUUCUUCAUCACGGACGUCAAGCCGGAGGACAUGGGCCUGUACAGCUGCACCGCCAAGAACACGGCGGGGACCGUGUCCGCCAACGCCACCCUCACCGUGCUGGAAACCCCACACCUGGACCAGGACCUGGAGGACCGCAGCGUGGUGGUCGGGGACACCGUGGCCCUGCAGUGCAAGGCCCUUGGCAGCCCGCCGCCCCGCAUCACCUGGCUGCGCAACGACCAGCCGCUGCGUCCCUCCGACAGGCACCACUUCACGCCGGGGAACCAGCUGCUGGUCAUCGGCUCCGCCUCGCUGGAGGACGCCGGGCGCUACACCUGCCUCAUGUCCAACACGCUGGGCACGGAGCGCGCCCACAGCCAGCUGGUGGUGAGCCGGAAACGCGGCGCCUGCCCACCGCCACCGGGCCUGAGCACGGUCACCGUAGGGAUCGUGGUCAUCGCCGUGGUGACGAGCAUCGUGGUGACUUCGCUGGUGUGGGUGUGCAUCAUCUACCAGACGAGGAAGAAGAGCGAGGAGUGCAGCGUCACCAACACGGACGAAACCAUCGUUCCUCCGGACGUACCGAGCUACCUUUCCUCCCAGGGCACGCUGUCCGAGCGGCAGGACGUGUGCAUCCGGGCGGAGGCCGGCGGCGGACCUCAGCCCAACGGACACAUCGAGGACCCCGCAGGUUUCGAGGGCGCGGCGGUGUGCACAGACUGCCUGGACAGCGGCAGCAGCUACUCCAAAGACUCCGACUACCUGACGCACAGCUUCGGCCACGCCGCUGGCCUGGAGUACCAGCAGUACUCUGUUCCCCCACCGUACUCCCACUGCUACCCGGUGGAGCACCGUGAGGCGGGGCCACGCUCAACCUCGCUCUGCAACGGGACACCCAACGGGAUCCGGAGGGACGGAUCCGCGUUUCCAAAAAACCACAACGCGUUACAGCUGAACCAACAGGAUAAAAAAGUGGGCGGGGCGGGACAAACGCCGGCGCGCUCCCCAUCACCGGAGGACUCCUUCCACAAGCCGGUGAAACUGUCCGGCAGCCUCGACAGCGACGGCGAGUCUGAGCUCAGGCAGACUCUGCUGUCCAACGGACACGCCCACCGAGGCUCUCCGAAAGAGAGCGCCCCCCUAAGGAGAACCAGCGACUAGCAGGCGCUCCCCCCCCCCAGCCCGAAAGCUGACUUUUUUAUUUUGUUUGCACUGGGAAAUAAACUGCUACCUCACGUCGAGGUGAGUUCAUCCUGAGCCUCCUGGAUCUGGACUGAAGAGAAGCACCAGGAGAGGGCAACCGGAGUGUGAAGGGCGGAGCUUGAGUGGGUGGCGUCCCAUCUGAGCGUAUCAGCUGUACAUAGUUUAAAAACUUUCCUUUGGGAGGUGACCAAUACAAAUUCUAGCUCCAAAAAAAUGUGACUUGCAUUUGAAGCAUGUAAAUGUGGGGAAUCUUGUACAGUAUAUGUAUGUGCAGAAGGGGGGAAAGAGAAAUAUGCCUUUGGACAUUUGACUGUACAUAAGAGUUUUCUUAUAUUAUAUAUUAUAUAACUUUUACAAGAGAGUAUUUGAAUUUAUGUGCAUGACAAAGAAAGGAGUGAUUUUAUUUUUAUUCAAAAACAACACAAACAGCCUUUUUCAGCUUUUACCAACAUUCUGCUGCGGUGCCUUAAUGCAUGAUCAAAGAAAAAAAAACCAACUUGUGAACGCAAACGUCGAGAGAGACCUUUUUCUGAGAUACUGGUUACGCUCUUUAUAGCAAACAAAACACACAAUUGAUUGCACUUUCUUUUGGGACAACAGAAGCACAGCUCACAUCCAUCUUGUCAGCUGUAUGAAGGAAGAGCUUUGAUGUAAAUUAUUUUUCGGUACGUCUGAGCCGGGAUAUUGGUAGUUUAAGCACUUUCUGUAUUUGCGUCGUAAACGAGUGGAUUGUUGUCUGCAGAUUGGAGAGGAACCUCCUUUGUUCCCUUCAGGCUCCUCCACCCGUUUCUCACAAUACUGAGAAUACCAGAGAAGCUGCUCUGUGGUGGUCAGCGGACAAAAUAUUUUGUCUCUGACUCAGAUUAGUGUCCUCAUUCGUCUAAGAAGGUGCGAGUCCAGUUUUGAUGGGUUGUUUUUUUUUAACUCUAAAAGCCAGUAAGGUCACAUUCACUAUAAAACCUACAGCUACGUGCACUCGAGCACGGAUAUCGCUUCCGUGUCACUGCUGUAAUGUUCCUCAACUACGUCCACCGUGGUGCAUUCACAGUGCGAGCCGUGUUCCGUUACCAGCGGCCUUUGUCACGGUGAACUGGGAGGACGCGCCUCCUCGGUUACACCUGGCAGCACCUGUCGGAGGUGGUUUUUUACCAGCGAGGUAAAAGGGACAAGAGGGAGAGAGGUGAAGUUCACGUAAUUUAUUGAAAGCAAAAUAAAGUGAAAACCGUUUUCCCGAUGUCAAAGCUGAAGCCGUGAAGUGUCUAACGUGGCAUUGAAGUGUCUAAUAAAAUCACAUUUUGCCAUUA
Gasterosteus aculeatus aculeatus (three-spined stickleback) is the source of this 5248-nucleotide messenger RNA. The record is from RefSeq and is a predicted model, not a curated record. Lineage: Eukaryota; Metazoa; Chordata; Actinopteri; Perciformes; Gasterosteidae.